Molecule: messenger RNA, 636 nt
Organism: Glarea lozoyensis ATCC 20868
Lineage: Eukaryota; Fungi; Ascomycota; Leotiomycetes; Helotiales; Helotiaceae
Exons: 3
Coding region: 1-636 (211 amino acids)
Source: RefSeq, a predicted model, not a curated record
AUGCCACCAUCAUGGCGUGAUGAAUUCUCCCAAUCACUUCGCGACCGCGAUGAACGAGAAAAAGCUUCAUACUCAAUAAUAGACGACGACAUCAUAAACGCUUACUCCGAACUCCUCGCCCGAACCACCGCACUCGAAGCAGAAAAAGAAGCAGCGCUUGAAGCAGCAGCAUCUGUAACCCCCAAGCAAAUCGAGGUCAAGUCCCCAAAACCAGGGACACCGAAAUCGCCAGCUCGAAGUGCGACGCCGACGGAUGUCCCAGCGACGGCGCAAUUGAAGAGUGAUCUUGCGGAAGCUCUUCGCUCUAAUAGUAGUCUUCAGUCUCGUCUGAAGAAUGCUGAAGCGGAAGUGCAACGCUUGCGCACGAAAACGAUGCAAGAUGCUAAGACGCUGGAUAAAUUGAAUCGGGAACGGACGCAGUUGAGUCAGAAGACUAAAGAUAGAGAUGAGGAAUUAAAAGGGAAGGCUAAGUUUUUGGAUGACGCUCAAGAUGAAAUCAUAUCCUUAAAUUUACAACUUAAUAUGUCAGAACAGAAAAACAAGAAGCUAGAGACUGACAAUAACGAUUUGGUCGCCCGAUGGAUGGAAUAUAAGGCCGUAGAGGCCGACCGAUGGAAUAAAACGCUGCAGGAAUAG